Molecule: messenger RNA, 2125 nt
Organism: Musa acuminata subsp. malaccensis (wild Malaysian banana)
Lineage: Eukaryota; Viridiplantae; Streptophyta; Magnoliopsida; Zingiberales; Musaceae
Product: pollen receptor-like kinase 1
Biological process (GO): protein phosphorylation
Molecular function (GO): ATP binding; protein binding; protein kinase activity
Source: RefSeq, a predicted model, not a curated record
CCUACGUUGCCCACCACCUGUUCGCCGCUAGGCCCCGGAGCGGCGCCAUGGCCGACCAGGCCACGCCAUGGCCUCUGCGGCCCCUGCUGCUCCCCUUCCCCUUCCCCCUCCCCCUCCCCCCCCUCCCUCCUCCUCCUCCUCCUCUUCCUCCUCCUCGCGCCGUUUCAGGACGCCGCCGCCGAUGCGGCCCGCGACGCCGACGUGCUCCUCAAGUUCAAGGAGACGCUGGCCUCCGGCGGUGGCGACGUGGCGUUGCACAACUGGGUCGCGGGAUCCAGCCCGUGCAGGGCGAACGUCACGCAGUGGGCCGGCCUGCUCUGCAACCUGGACGGCAGCGUGCGUGGGCUGCAGCUGGAGAACAUGAGUCUGUCCGGCGCGCUGACCACCGACGUGCUCGUGGACCUGCCGGCCCUCCGCACCCUCAGCUUCAAGAACAACAGCUUCGAGGGGUCGAUCCCGGACAUGUCCAAGCUCCGCGCCUUGAGGUCCCUAUACCUGUCCGGGAACAAGUUCUCCGGGGCGAUACCGGACGCCAUGUUCUUGGGGAUGCAGUGGCUGAAGAAGGUGCACCUGUCUCGGAACGCAUUCACCGGGCGCAUCCCGGGCUCGCUGGUGGGGGCGGCCAGGCUGCUGGAGUUGAGGCUGGACGACAACCAAUUCGAGGGCCACAUUCCGGACUUCCGGCAAUCGGGAUUGUGGCUAGUGAACGUGUCGUACAACAACCUCGAGGGCCCGAUCCCCCACCGGCUCGCCAAGAUGAGCCCUAAUUGGUUCGAGGGCAAUGAAGAUCUCUGCGGCGCACCUCUCAGCGACGCAUGCGGGUCGCCUUCAACGAAGCUCUCGGCGGCGCUCAUAAUCGCCAUCAUAUCGAUAACCAUCUCGAUACUGCUAGUCGUUGCAGCGCUGAUCCUUAUCGCGCGGCGCCGGGAGAAGGAAGAAGAAGCACAAACAACCCAACUCCCGUCCAGUAAAUCCAUAAAGAUCGAGCACCUGCCGGCAGACAAGCCGGAUCAUCGCCCAGCGCACCACGGCGGAGGGAAGAAGGUGCCCAAGGAGGAGCAGGGCAAGUUGAUAUUCGUGAAGGAAGGCGCGGUGAAGUUUGACAUCCAAGACCUGCUCAGGGCGUCGGCCGAGGUUCUCGGCAGCGGCAACUUCGGGUCCUCUUACAAGGCCAUUCUGCUGGAAGGCCCGGCCGUGGUCGUGAAGAGGUUCAAAGAGAUGAACGGAGUCGGAAGAGAAGACUUCCACGAGCACAUGAGGAGGCUGGGAAGGCUGUCUCACCCCAACCUUCUUCCCCUCGUGGCUUACUACUACCGCAAGGAGGAGAAACUGCUGGUCACCGACUACGUCUUCAAUGGGAGCUUGGCUCACAUGCUUCACGGCGGCCAUGGGUCGAACCUUCCGCCGCUGGACUGGCCUGCGCGGCUCAAAAUAAUCAAAGGCGUCGCCAGAGGCCUCGCCUACCUGUACGAGGAGCUGCCGAUGCUGACGGUGCCCCACGGCCACCUCAAGUCCUCCAACGUCCUCCUCGACUCCGCCUUCGAGCCCAUCCUGUCGGACUACGCCCUCGUGCCGGUGAUGAACAGGACCCACGCCUCGCAGAUCAUGGUGGCCUUCAAGUCCCCCGAGUGCGUGCAGAGCGGGAAGCCGUGCAAGAAGAGCGACGUGUGGAGCUUCGGGAUACUGAUGCUGGAGAUACUGACGGGCAAGUUCCCGGCGAACUACCUGCGGCAGGGGAGGGUGGGCACGGAUCUGGCCAGCUGGGUGAACUCGGUGGUGAGGGAGGAGUGGACGGGCGAGGUGUUCGACAGCAACAUGAAGGGGACGCAGGGAGGGGAAGGGGAGAUGCUGAAGCUGCUCCACAUAGCCCUAGCCUGCUCCGACACGGACGCCGACAAGCGAUGCGAGCUGGGGGAGGCGCUGGCCAAGAUCGAAGACUUGAAGGAGUACGACGACGGCCACUCCCUGGUCGUGGGCUGACUGACACCCAACCGUUCCUACUCCGCUUUCUUUCUCGGCAAAUAAUAUAUGUAUGUCUCCGUAUGUAUGCAUGUGUGUAUGUAAUUGAGGGUUGCGAACGUGAGUUGGUUUGUGAUAUACGAUGGACUUCGACAAACACUUUUGU